Molecule: messenger RNA, 2229 nt
Organism: Histoplasma mississippiense
Lineage: Eukaryota; Fungi; Ascomycota; Eurotiomycetes; Onygenales; Ajellomycetaceae
Exons: 9
Coding region: 1-2229 (742 amino acids)
Source: RefSeq, a predicted model, not a curated record
AUGCCCCCAAAGAUCACCGAGAAAGAGUGGGAGCGCAGAUUGCAGGCUGGAGGUGGUCUGCCCGAUAGGCUCAAGUUAGCUGGGAAGCGAGUCCUGAAGGAACUUGACCCUUACACGGAGAAGAACAGGCACAAAGACCAUGACCUUGAAGAUGAGCAGAUCAAGCAGCAUUUCAUCAUAUUCCUCACAAUGCUGCUGAAGGGCAGGGGCGCGGAUGGGGCGCCUAAUGAAACAUAUGUAGAACAGCGCUGGAAGGAGUUCACCGCCCAGUGGAGGCGGAUGCAUGAAAAUAAGCUCCCUGAUAAAGUGGUUAAUUCCGGUACAAUGGAGCUGCAUAAUUUCAUCACCCUGAACCGAGAGAUCAGUGAGAGGGAUUACCUGACUCUGAUUCAUUUCAAGAACCUUCUGCGCCAACUGUGGCAGAAUGACUGGUACCUGUAUCCGUUCCCAAUCUACCGGGUGUACGUCUCCAGUCUGCUCAAGCACUUCACGUAUUCCUCCGGGAGAGUAGGCGAGUACCUGGAGUCAACUGCACGACUUGGCUCCGCCCGAGGGCUCUAUGUUCCAGGGAGCAUGACUAUCCUGGUGAUCCGCAACCGCAGCGGGAGGCCUGAACUCGUUGUUGCACUGAAGAGAGAUGCAAAGGGCAUGACGAAGAAACAGAAAAAGCACCCACGUCAUUCUAUGCCCGAAGAUAUCGGGUCCCUCCCGCUUUGCCUCAACCCUGUGCUGGAGCCGUUGGUGCUGUGCCUUGCACGUGGCCUCUUCCACGAUUUUAAGACUGCAGAUGAAAUCUUCUCACUUGAACCUUCUGCAGACGAGGGAAGUUAUGAACUGGCUCUUUGCAAACCCACCGUGCCGUUGUUCGGCCCGCACUCCCCUUUUCCGAAAGAGGAGGAUGUGGGGCUAGAAAGCGCGUCAAGAAAGCAGCUCAGCAAGGGCAAGGGAAGCAUGAAGACGGUGAUAGGGACACUGUUGUAUGAGGCCAUUUCGGACGAUGGACCUACGGGCAAGAUCCUCACCGCCAGCUGGUUUGGGAAAGAGCUACCGAGGCUGGGUCGUCGGGCAGGAUACGUCAGGUCCAUCACCGUCCAUGACAUAAGAGCGGAGGCGCUUGUCCGUGCUGACGACGCCAUUCAAGGCUCUUCCAGUGUCUUCCUGCAAAGUUGCGCCAGGAUCUGGAGGACAGACAGACAAGAGUUUGUCCAGCUCAAUGCCCGGAUUGAGGAGCUGAACAGGAAGAUCCGAGCCUCGGGGACCUCAGAGGAGGAAUGCCAGAAGCUGGAAGGUACAGCUGCGGAGGAGGAUGAGCACAGUGUGAGCUACCACUGGAGGUGGUUCGAUCGCGUUGCCCAUCUUAUGCCCGAACAGAAGAGGCUCAGUGAGAUGUUGUUCCUGUGCGUCCCGUUGCGGAGCUCAGAGGGAAGGCAGGUGAUUGAUGACAUGAUGACUCUGUGCCGUAGAAGGAGCCCGGUGUCGGACCAUCCAGCCCUGAAGGCUGAAAGCGGCCGUUGUCCCGCAGGCGGGUGCGGAAUUGAUGUGGAGAGUCUGUCGACUAGGCAGAGAUGGAAGCAUAUCUACAGAUGCCAAAAGACUACCUUGAAGAAGCAGCAUGGUUUCUCAGAUCUAUGCCCUAUAUGCCAUCAGUGGUACACCGACGAGUGGGAGUUUGAAGCCCACUGUCAAUACCACAUCGAUCACCCGGCAACGAUUCCACUCGAGCAUGGCUUCCUAGAAGUACGUGGCACGCUUGCAUGGCCCGGAUUUUGCCCCCGAUGUCUCGGGGACAGAGGCAAGCAGGCGCGUCAUCGCAUGGCUGCCUUCUAUGAUCAACAGUUGUUGACCAGGCACAUGAACCGUCACUAUGACGACCCUGCCUUGAGAUUGGACUGCGGCUCCAUUCAUGGCUGUGAUCUGCUUUUCACCUCAAUUCGAGAGCUCCAGCAUCAUUAUGAUGAUUUACACUCGGAAGACGAUAUGGAGCUGGAAGUCCAUGUCACCACUCCUGAGAGCUUCAAGCGCAAGCGAGUGGAUAUUGACGAUGAGGGAGCGGCGAAGCGCCUGAGAAAACUUGAAAGUGCCAAAUUAGCAUCUAAUGAGACCGGUACUGCGGAACCUGGGAUUGUGGGGAGCGGCCUUGCUCACAUCAAUGCCGAGUGUUCACACUCUGUUAUAGACUCUGAGUACUCUUCCUGCGCCAAGAGCCCUGACAGCUAUAGACAUAUUUAG